AUGUACAUGCUCCCCACACGCAUCUUUGCCUACAACAAUUCGAUCCCUCCGCUCGCCACUUCGCCUCGCAGCGCCAAGAACCUCGCUUCGCCCUCCUCUCCCACCUCCACCCUCCCUCGACCCGAGCUGCUCGUCAUCGCUCCGUCACUCCCUGAUCUCGAUGUACGCGCUCCAUUGCCUUUUCAAGACGACAUCGCAUGUGCAUGA
Molecule: messenger RNA, 207 nt
Organism: Moesziomyces aphidis
Lineage: Eukaryota; Fungi; Basidiomycota; Ustilaginomycetes; Ustilaginales; Ustilaginaceae
Source: the annotation of a GenBank genome assembly